CAACUUCCGGAUUAGGUAUCAAGCGUGUGUUCGGUGUAAAUGAAACGUCCGGUGCGCAUCUUUCCGUGGUAUGUGUGUACAGGAGAGAAGGAAAAUAUUUCAGGCAAGAUUUUUUAUAAUAGUUACAGGCGCUUUAACGUGUAUAGUCUUAGCCAAGACGGCUAAUGCAUGCUGUCAGUAAUUAAGCGCUCGUCAGGUUUACAUUAUAGUUCAUGGUGUUUAUGAAAGCAGUUUUUUUACUCAUGACGAUCCAACUGUACAAUAGUAAAUCUUCGGACUUUUGCACUAGUUUGCCUCACUUGUCCAGUUUCCCAUCAUGUUAACUUACUGCGUCAGAACCGCCCUGUCAAGGCGUGCGUUCACGUGUAAAACAUCACUGGCCCAACAACACAGCAGAGGACGCUGCAGCGCAUCAUCAAGUGAGACAGAUCCGGUCGGGACUUUACUGCAGCUCUGCGUGGACAGAUACUACGUAUCACCUGGUGAGAGCAACAGAGAGCGGCUGCAGCGCGGCGUGAGCUGCAGGUAUGGACCUCUGGGCAUGGAGCUGAGGAGGAACCUGCUGGAGCAGUGGUGGCACUCUGUGACCAACUCCAGAACGCAGGUGUUUGGGAUAAACACGCUGAGCAGCAGCAACGGAGAGCGUGAUGGACUCGGACAACUGAGGAUUGUGGAAUCUGAAUAUUUAAAACAAAUACUUGAGCAGCCAGAGCUGAGGAAGGAGCAGCUCAUCCAGAAGGUACAGAUGUACCUCCAGAGGUCCCCGGUUGUGAGAAACAACUUACUUCAUGGUGCCCUGGAGCAGUUUGUGCCCUCACUGGAGAUGGUGAACAGGAAGCUGCCUUUUGGCCUGGCUGAGACUGCUCUGUGUUUCCAGCCCUCAGGUGGCUCUGGUUGCACAGCCGAGGUAACCCAGACGUCUUUGGUGUGGUUCUGUUCUCCUCGCACAUCUUCUCAGUGGUUGGAUCACUGGACGCGACAGAGGCUUAAAUGGUGGAGGAAAUUUGCUCUGUCCCCAUCUGACUUUAGCAGCAGUGAUGUCCCAGAGGAGGAACUUGAAGAGGCAACAUCUCGUGGUGUGAGAAUCAGCUACAGCUUCCCGUGGGGACAGGAGCCCUUGGAGACGCUGUGGAGCCGAGGAGACACAGAGCUGCUGCUGAUGCACAAAGGAGCCCGGUCAAAACUACAAUGUCGAGAUGGACGCAAGUCAGUUCCUCAUGUUGUCUCCAUAACUGGGAACAUGGAUCGUGGUUUGUUGGCCUUUCUGUCCAGCUCACUACAGCAUCAAAAGAGAGAAGACAGCAAGCAGAGGCUGAAGCACAGAAAGGUUUUGAAGUUGCAUCCAGUGUUGGCUCCUGUUAAAGUGGCUUUAGACAUUGGCAGAGGAGCCACUAUGGAGCUGAGACAAGUUUGUGAAGGGCUACUGCAAGAGUUUAUGGAGGCUAAGAUCUCUGCCUGGCCUGGAUAUCUUGAAACAAUGUCAACAUCAUUGGAGCAGCUCAAUACAAAGUACGAUGAAAUGGGAGUACUUUUCACUGUGGUGAUCAGUGAAAACACGUUGGAGAGUGGCCUCCUUCAAGUGCGCAGCAGAGACACAACCAUCAAGGAGACCAUGCACAUCUCUGAAAUCAAGAAUUUUCUCUCCAAAUAUAUUUCGGCUGCUGGUAACAUCUGAAUGGCUGUGAUGUCUGAGCUGCCUCAGUUUAAUAUCCAAAUCAAGUCCUCUAACCUCUUCUCUCCACUCUGUGUAACACAAGUCAUCCUUGUUAUUAAGUCUUUUAUAAAUGUUUUGUUACUCUUUGCGUAUUGGUGCUUGAACGGAAAGAAGAUUGUGGUUUGUUUCGUUCAGUUUGUCUAAUACAAUAUACAGAAUUUAAGUUGUUUAAUAUCACUCGAGUGUAUGUACCUAAUAAAGUGGUGAGUUUAGUA
Molecule: messenger RNA, 1929 nt
Organism: Betta splendens (Siamese fighting fish)
Lineage: Eukaryota; Metazoa; Chordata; Actinopteri; Anabantiformes; Osphronemidae
Gene: polg2
Product: polymerase (DNA directed), gamma 2, accessory subunit
Exons: 8
Coding region: 317-1675 (452 amino acids)
Biological process (GO): mitochondrial DNA replication
Cellular component (GO): mitochondrion; cytoplasm
Source: RefSeq, a predicted model, not a curated record